Messenger RNA from Perognathus longimembris pacificus (Pacific pocket mouse), 1533 nucleotides. RefSeq lists its product as uncharacterized. Bases 1 to 1533 code for a protein of 510 amino acids. Lineage: Eukaryota; Metazoa; Chordata; Mammalia; Rodentia; Heteromyidae. The record is from RefSeq and is a predicted model, not a curated record. The transcript has 9 exons.
AUGUCCACCAGUAAGGUUUCAGACUUUUAUAUUAGUAUCUGUCUCCUCAUGGACCAUAAGAUUCUACAAAUACUACCUUUGCCUCCCAAUUCUGUCACGCUCACCACCUCCUACAUGAAUUUGCUCAAUGGAUAUUAUCUGAAUAAUAAUAAUGGCUGCAAUAAUCAAGACUCCAAGGCUGAUGGUUUUAUAUACCUUCCUGAAUUCCGAAUUGACUUAGCUCCACACUGCAGAAGAAACCAUGCUUUCCAAGUCACCCAUGCACGAAUCAAGAAUUUCUAUUUUGCUGCGGCAUGCUCAGAUGAGAUGAAGUAUUGGGUUGGCCAGAUGUUACAAUUGGCAUAUGGUUCCUCCUUUGGUGAUUCAGCUGCUAAUGAAGAAUACAGGCGUGUAGGUGCUAUGAUUUAUGCAAACUGUGUUUUGUCUCUGAAGAGAGAUUUCCCUGUGCUUUGGUGUAACAACUGCCAGGAAACAACUACUAUUGUUUCUGUGAAUCCAAAUUUCGAAUACAGACAUGCUCAAAACAUUACCGAUGAGUUCAUCUAUUUCCGUCCUAUUGAUGAGGAAAUUCGGGAAAAAAUCAGAAAACAAAAACAACAGAAACCAACAAUGACUUCCUACCACCAACAUGCCCAUCAAUACACUGGAGAAGAAUACAGUCGCCCAAGAAGCCCACGAAAUCUGUGGCUGGAAUCUCCAGAAAAUGCAGAGUCUCCAGGAAGUGAUGAUUUGGAAGUAGCAAGAAGCAUGGUUCCUCUUAGAGAAAGAUCCAUCUUUCGGCGUUCCUGGGCAGAACUUUUAGAUGCACCACUGAACAGUGAAGGGCUCCAUGUUCUCGAAACUAGUCCUACUGAAGAAGAAAGAGAUAAUGGCUACUUCCAACUGUCACCAUAUGCGAAUCAAGCAACCUCCCCACCCAGAGAUAGCCAUCUCCAGUCUUUGCAAGGACCUUUCCCACUGCUGCCCCAGCGUCCUAAACUCCAGAGGCAGCGCAGUAACAGCCUGCCCCCAUACAAAAUUGGCAGGAGCCAAAAAGCAAAUCCAUCUGAGUUAAAAUUUAAUCCUAAAGAUACACGCUUCGUCUUCCAAAGUGAUGAUAAUUUGCUUGCAGCAGAAAACGUUAAAAAGAGAGACAGCAUUCAAAAAGGUUGGCAAAAGCCCGUUUUGUCAACUUUUGGAGGACAUCCUGCUAUCAAUCCAAGCUUUAAGAAUUAUGCAAAGCUGUACACCACUGGACUUCCUAAUGCUCCUGCAGGACUUGCCAAGGACAGUGUUGGAAUUCCCAAUAAUGCCAGUAAUGUUUCUGUGGUUAGUGUUGAAGUCCCCAGGCACAAUCCUGAAAUUCUCUGCAGCAAUGCUAGUGUCCCCAUGGGUAAUCGUCAAGUUCCUAGAGGCAAUGGUGUUCACAGAGGCAGUGCUUUCAGAGGUCCCAUGGAUAAUGUUCAAACUCCCAGGAAUAAUGUUGGAGCUUCUGCACAGAAUGUAUCCUCUGCACUUUCUGAGCUCUCAAAGAUAGGUGAACACCAAUUAUAA